GGUAUAUUUCGUCGAUUCAGAAAAGGGAAGUGGCCAGCUGCUUCGGAAAGUUAUCGAAGCAGAAAGUGUUCUUUCUCUGAAGUUGGCUAGCUAAUAACAAACAGAAGAAAAAAACAAAAACAUGGGAACAACAGCAAGUCAAUUAAGGAAGGAUCUGCUCUCAGAAUAUCAGGAGCUGACGUUUCUUACAAAGCAAGAAAUUAUUCUGGCACACAAGAGAUUCAGUGAACUCCUCUCCAAAGAGGACAGAAACAUCCCCACCCCGCGAGUGCCCAUGGAGAAAGUCCUUUCACUGCCAGAACUCAAGUCCAACCCUUUCAGAAAAAGGAUCUGUCACGUAUUCUCAACAUCUGAUAUGAAAGAUGGAAGUCUCACCUUUGAGGACUUCCUUGAUCUCUUGAGUGCCUUCAGUGAUUCAGCUACACUGGAAAUCAAGUCCCACUACGCAUUCCGCAUUUUUGACUUUGAUGAUGAUGGCACUCUGGAUGGUGGGGACCUGGAGAAGCUGGUGAACUGUCUGACUGGUGAGACAGAUGACACAAGGCUUACCACUGAAGAGAUGAGGCAGCUCAUCAGCAAUAUUCUUGAAGAGUCUGAUAUAGACAAAGAUGGAACUGUGAAUCUGUCAGAGUUCCAACACGUCAUCUCAAGGUCACCAGAUUUUGUCAGUUCUUUUAAGAUUGUUCUGUGAAGUCGACAAAUAAGAUGCCAGGAUAUGGAUGCCUUGGAUUCUCUGUCCUAUUAAUACUCAGAAGACCUUUUUUUUCUUCUCCAUUGUAAUAAUAUAUAUUUUUUGAUUUUGCCUUAAAUUCUUUGUAGAUUAAUAUUUUCUAUUAUGUUUGAUAAUGUAUUUUUACAUAAUGUAUAUGCGAUAAGAGCCCUCUAACUGUGUUUUUUCAAUCUAAAUAUCUAGAAUAAAAGUAAUCAAGUCUUA
Molecule: messenger RNA, 934 nt
Organism: Oncorhynchus gorbuscha (pink salmon)
Lineage: Eukaryota; Metazoa; Chordata; Actinopteri; Salmoniformes; Salmonidae
Product: calcium and integrin-binding protein 1-like
Exons: 7
Coding region: 122-691 (189 amino acids)
Molecular function (GO): calcium ion binding
Source: RefSeq, a predicted model, not a curated record